AUGAAGAUGGACGCAAAGACAGGAGACAAAAAAAUAGUACCAGCAGGAAAGGCACCAGCAAAGGGUGUAGGCGCAUCUGAAAAGAAGAAGAAGAAGGCAAACCACAUGUCUAAAAGCCAAUACAAUUUCAGAUCAUCCAUUAAGAGAAUGCUUAAGAACACCUACCAGGCUGCACCCCCUCAGGUCAGCGGGCCAGUAGUAGAAAGUCUUUGCAACAUUGUCUGUGACAUAAUUGACAAGCUGUCCCACGACUGCGAGAUUCUUGCACGCAAGGUAGGCAAGCAGACAAUCAACCUUGAGGAAGUAAUGGCUGCAGUGCAGGUCAAUCUCUCAGGUGAGCUCAGAACCCAUGCUCUUAAGGAAAUAAAGGAGGCUGUCGCUAAGGUACCAUCCAGAUCCAGUAAGUGA
Molecule: messenger RNA, 408 nt
Organism: Nematocida ausubeli
Lineage: Eukaryota; Fungi; Microsporidia
Exons: 1
Coding region: 1-408 (135 amino acids)
Molecular function (GO): protein heterodimerization activity
Source: RefSeq, a predicted model, not a curated record